This is a messenger RNA of Sclerotinia trifoliorum, 3591 nucleotides long. Lineage: Eukaryota; Fungi; Ascomycota; Leotiomycetes; Helotiales; Sclerotiniaceae. The record is from the annotation of a GenBank genome assembly.
UUGACAAUCUGUCCCCUACAUUCCUUCAUUCUGUUGAGUGCGUACAAAGUUCUUUCGAUAUUGUAAUGGAACAUGAGAAGCAUGGUUAAAAGGAAUUGCAAUUCUGAUUCUAUGGCAGAACAUUGUGUGAAGUUCCCCCUUGAUCUUGUCUUCAUCAAUGGCAUCCCCUUUGUGACUACGUAUAACCUUCGAAAUUGGGUAGGAGCUUCUGGCAAUUGACCACUUGAUGAAAUUAAUUCGUUGGCAGAUCAUGAAUUGAAAACAUCAAGCAAAAUCGCAUUAUUCCCUCCAUAGGUAUUGAAUAUCAACAUAACUAACUAUCAACAUGAGCAAGAGCAAGAUCACACCUUCGGAAUUAAUGAGUUAAUGAGUAUCGAAUAUUGAACAUAGAAUAUUGAAUAUUGUCAAAUAAUUUUGUUUCUCGGCUUUUUCUUCUGUGUAUCUUAUUUUUCAGGGUUGGGGUUUUUUUGAUUGGGUUCAAAGUUCAGGGCUAGAUUAUGAUGACUAAGUAAAUAAAGUUAAGUUCAUGACGCUUUAGUUAGAUUUUACGAAUCUAAAAUUCUCUGUAGCGCCUGCAGAAUUCAUCGUAAAACUUUCAAACGAGGAGCACUUUUCUCCAAAUUUCUAUGCGACUCCAACCAUGGCAGAAUCAUCUACUAACUCAUUAACAAUGGCUUCAUCUAAUAAUGGUAAGUUUUUGGACAGAAGACAACGAGGAAGGCCAGAAAGACUGAAAAGGAAACCUUCUCCUGCAAACACGCCACCUCCACCCCACCCCUUCUUUAUUUUUACCUUCGUCAUUCUAACAAACCGUUCUUUGCAGAUGUUCCAAUCAAACUCGAACGCUCUCCCAAUGCCUCCUCGACUUCGCCCCAAUCACCUGGAUUGAAACGGAGAGCUUCUUCAGAACAGCUGGAUUCACCAGAAAAGAGACAGAGAAUUGAAUAUGAAGCGGCACAGCCUACUCUACCCGAAUCUACCCAUGGAAAUGCAGCUUUUGAACAUACGAACGACGUAGACGAUUCUCUGGGAGAUCUCGAUAUCGAUGCUAUCAUUGCCUCCGGCGUGGCUCAUGUUUCUGCCGAGUAUCAAGAUGCAGGAAGCAUGGGAAUGAAUGGCCAUACCUCUCAUCAAGAUCAUUUACACGAGAGAAAUGUCGCCAUUGAAUCUCCUCAUUCCCAGAGUCAAUCGCCGAACAAUCGGGCCGCCCUUGAACGGCUCCGUACCGAUCAUCAAUUAUCUUUGCAGGUGUUAAGUCUAUUGUCCUUGGAAAGUUUGGUAUGGAUAUCUCCAAGAUCAAACAACAUGUACAUCUCUAAUGUAUCUGCAGUCCGUGCAAAUGUUAAAUAUUCUUUCUGAGGGAGGAUACGACGAUGUAGUCGUCAUGGUAACGCAAAGAGACACCCCUCGUGGGCAGUCAUUCCAAACCUUGAAGGACCUAUUCGAUAGAACCAAAAAGAUUUACGGCACUUCAACCUUCCUCUCCGCCGACCAGCUCAAUUUUAGAGAUCCAGCGCAACGAGAGAUCAUCAGACUUGCAAACCAUGCGACAUUUGUGACGAGCGUAUUUGGCGGACAAGAGGUUGGAUUUUAUGAACUCAACGAACAUUUUGUCGACAUCUGGACAAGGGAAGGAGAGCCCAUAUCAAAAGCAUCGGGUCAAUUGCUUAUGAACUUGAAGACACAAAUUAUCGUUGCCGCGCUAUCAAUGGAAGAGUCAGAUAGACCUGUCCCAGAGCUCAUAGCAGAGAUGUUUGGUUCAGAAAUCCGCAAUUUCCUUGCUCGGAGACAUCCCUAUCCUCUAACAGAUGAUGAGCGACAAUUACUUCUUGACUUGGAAAUCCGACGAGUAUAUUUAAUCAACCAAGGAAAUGAUCCUGCCAAAAUCAGUAAGGAUUUGCCCCAUAUUACUUCCCUCCCACUGACGAAUCUGCAGACGAACUCUGUAAUCUUUUCAACUGGGAGUCUUUUCUAAGAUCCACGCAUAUUCAUAUGGACGCAUACAGGCCAUUAGUCGAACCUUACAUGAAUAAAUAUUCUCUGGCAAUCCCUACUUCGACUGGGUAUUCGCAAGGUGCAAAUGGUGGUACCUCGAAUGGGAAUGCUUUUGCGUAUGCUGGUACCAAUGUAGAAGCUGAGCAUGCAGUUCAAAAAACUCUCGAAGAGGCAGAUGUGUAUCAGCAAUCAAGUAUCCCGCAGAAUGGUAUGCUUAAAAUGGAGGAUUCAUUUUAAUAUCUGGCUAAUUUUGCAAAGGAUAUCGCCAAGCUCAAUAUCAGACUACCUAUCAGCCGCCCAACCAAUCGACAAACACUUACCCAACUCAGUAUAGUACUAGUAAUACAUCUACAACUACACCACAUCAUUCUCAAUCAGAGUCGACAUCUGCUCUUUACGAAAAAGCUAGACAAGCUGCAGCGGCAAAGAAUAAUCCAGGGCAAAAAGCCCGACCUGGAUUACCGUCUCAACGUCGUCCAUGGAGUACAGAAGAGGAAAAUGCUUUAAUGGCUGGUCUCGACUCGGUCAAAGGCCCACACUGGAGUCAGAUUCUUGCUCUCUAUGGCGACAAAGGGUCGGUAAGCACUAUUUUGCGUGAUAGGAACCAAGUUCAGCUCAAAGACAAAGCGCGGAACCUCAAACUAUUCUUCCUCAAGAGCAAUAUCGAGGUUCCAUACUAUCUUCAAUGCGUAACUGGUGAACUAAAGACAAGGGCACCGACUCAAGCGGCCAGGAAGGAAGCGGAAGAAAGAGCAAGAUUAGCAGGAAAUGAAGAAAGCGCAAGAUUUCAUGGUGUCUUGGCACUGGCGUCGGGUAUUCAGAAUUCAAAUCAGGAAAACGGAAGCCGAAGUCCUUAUCAACAACCUUCAGAACCUGCAGAAGAUUUCAAAAGCAGGAGUAAUAGUCCGGAAGUUUUGCAUGUUGAGGAACCGGGACGAGCGGAAUCGCAACAGGUGGACACUCGUCAACAGACCUUGGAAAUGCAGGAAAUGAGCGCGGAUGAGAGAUUGAGGCAACAGUUAUUGGCUGCUACUAAUAGUCCCUAGUAGGUCGGGACCUUGUGAGAGCUACUUGCAUUUAGAGUUAUUGAAAGGAAUUCAUCUUUGGCAUUCAUGCUUUUAGCCUUAUCAGAAAUCAUAUAGAGAAUUUUUGCUUUAAACGAAUGAGGACUGUAUGGUGUUAGUGGUGGAAUGAGUAUGAGUUGUGUUUCGAUAGUUAUGGAGGUGGUUUUGAGUCGGUUUAAGUUAUAAUCUUAGUAGUAAACUUUGUUAUAUAAAUUAAUCAGUAUUAAUCUAUACUUUCGUGAUUUACUUUUAUAAUAUUUUACUAAGUGAUCUUCUCGGCUGGUAGUAUGAUUGUCGGCUUGCCGACACCAAAACCUUGUUGUACAUGUAAUGUACUGCAAUUUACUCGGUGUAGAUUAUAGAAAAUGAGAAACUCAUUUAAAUGAAUCGCGAUCCUGACAAUCUGAUUGGUCUAAAAUACCCCGGUAAAUACAUGGUAAAUACCAUAGUAAAUAAUCUAACAAAAAGCUUGAUAUAAGCUUUAUAACCUCAAACAAAUCUGAUUUAGAACUUUUUUUAACUUUAUUAAAAU